GACGAGCCGUCGUGGGGUCCUCACCGCCUGGCGCUGCUCGUCCCUUUCCGGGAGCGCUUCGAGGAGCUGCUGGCCUUCGUGCCCUACAUGCACCGCUUCCUGAGCCAGAAGAGGAUCCGUCAUCACAUCUUCAUCCUCAACCAGGUGGAUCAUUUCAGGUUUAACAGGGCGUCCCUGAUCAACGUGGGCUUCCUGGAGAGUGGUAAUGACACCGACUACAUCGCGAUGCAUGACGUCGAUCUCCUGCCCCUGAACGAGCAGCUGGACUACGGCUUCCCAGAGGCAGGGCCUUUUCAUGUGGCAUCCCCGGAGCUGCACCCACUCUACCACUAUAAGACCUAUGUGGGCGGCAUCCUGCUGCUCACCAAGCAGCACUAUGAGAUGUGCAAUGGCAUGUCCAACCGCUUCUGGGGCUGGGGACGGGAGGACGAUGAGUUUUAUCGACGUAUCAAAGGAGCUGGUCUCCAGGUUCGCCGUCCCUCUGGAAUCACAACUGGAUACGAGACUUUCCAGCACCUCCAUGACCCAGCCUGGAGGAAGAGGGAUCAGAAGCGCAUCGCCGGGCAGAAGCAGGAGCAGUUUAAGGUGGAUCGGGAGGGAGGUCUGAACAAUGUCAGGUACCGAAUCGAGUCACGGACAGCUCUGAGUGUGGCAGGAGCCCCUUGCACCGUCCUUAAUAUCUUGCUGGACUGUGAUGCAAGCGAGACCCCUUGGUGCACGUUUGGCUGAGCUCAUUUUCCACGUGCCAGUUGUUUCGCUGUGCUUGUGCCAAGAUGCUGGGGCUGCUGCCGAGCUGCUGGGGGCCGGCAGGAUUUUUGCAGUGGAUGAGCACGGCAGUGCUGGUGAGAUGCAGAGGAACAGAAAAGGCCAAGAACCAGACUUCACCGGGACCAACAGAAGAGGCUGAGAGCAGGACUCC
Molecule: messenger RNA, 919 nt
Organism: Apaloderma vittatum (bar-tailed trogon)
Lineage: Eukaryota; Metazoa; Chordata; Aves; Trogoniformes; Trogonidae
Gene: B4GALT7
Product: xylosylprotein beta 1,4-galactosyltransferase, polypeptide 7
Exons: 5
Biological process (GO): proteoglycan biosynthetic process; carbohydrate metabolic process
Molecular function (GO): xylosylprotein 4-beta-galactosyltransferase activity
Source: RefSeq, a predicted model, not a curated record